ACUUCCUGUCUGUCGUAAAGAAACUGCAUGAAAAUGAGGAAAAUGUUUUAUUAUUGACGGAACCAACUUUACACAUGUUGUCACACAAAGAGAGAGAAGGAUGUAAAUCCAUCUUGAACAAACUUCCUCAACAGGAUUUAAUAAAUCUCACGGAUACAGUAACGAACCGAGUAGUAUCGCCUGAAAAUACUACUGAGGCAGUCAAUGCCAUUCUAAGUUACAGCCAUACGGCCUCACAGUUGCUGAAAAGGAAGAAAGUAAAGAGAGAACAUAUCUAUCAGUACUUGGCAGAAAAAGGGAUAAUUGAACCUGUUGCGUCUGACAAGCCCACCUUGAUAAAAAGGGCAUUAUUGUAUUGGGGCUCUAGCAAAGAGGAUAGCGAAGAGGAGAUUGAAAAUGAGUCUGAAAACCUGCCAGCAUCAGAGCCUAAGUCAGCAAUUUCACGCAGUGAUACUAGCUGUGCAAAUCCUCCCUUUGACAACAGUGUUGAUGGACAGCAGUUAGCUGAAUAUUUUAUACCCUGGUUCUACAAAAUCUUGAACUCUUUCAAUACCCUCUCUGACAACACUUCACAGGAAUGGGGUCCACAGCAUUUUUGGGAAGAUGCAAAAGGAUCAGUGCUUGUAGUAUCUAAUGGACAAGUAUUUGAUGAGUGCCAAGGAGCGAUGGCAGUUAGUACAAAACUUCAAGAACUUGUUUGCAAAGAAAAAAUACUCUUUAAUGCAAAUUUAAGUGGGGCAAGGGGCCACAUAGAUGCUUAUGGACUUGUCAAAAUAUCAGUUGGAGGCACAGUCCAUAGAUUUUCCAACUGCCUUGGAAUUUUCGAACAAUCAUUCGGACUCAUUCGAGACCCACAGAUGCAAAAUAACUGGAAAAUUAAAUUUACUGAGCUAAAACUGAAAGCACAGCAACAACAAAAUGAAGUGGAAGGUAUCACAAAAAAGGCUAUUACUUAAACUAAGAAGAGAAUGUUAUAUAAAUAGACUGUAGUGUUAAUGUAAAUGUGUAGGAUAAGGAUAGUGGACAGUGUCACUAUUUUAACACUAUGGCUGUUGUCUUAAAUAGCGAGCGUCACUUUUUUUCUUGUUUUCAAGUACUUGCCAAAUAUAUGAAUUAGAGAAAAAAAACAAGAGGAAAAAAUUUCUUUCUCUAUUUCUUCACCAAGUUCAAAACUUACCAUCUUUCUUCUUCUAUUUACAAACAUGACACUAUCGACAUUGCUGAUCCUAGCAGUAGGUAUCCAGUUAGAUCGCACCAUGGUUAAAUUGCUCCCUGUAAGAUUGCUCCACUCGAAAGUUAGAUUGCUCCAUCAAAUAAGUCACUUUGCUCCAAACAUAAGUUACUUCGCUCCAUGUUGUUAUGUGAAGUAUUUCUUAGCAAUGAUCUUUAAAGUUCAUA
Pocillopora verrucosa is the source of this 1398-nucleotide messenger RNA. RefSeq lists its product as uncharacterized. The record is from RefSeq and is a predicted model, not a curated record. Lineage: Eukaryota; Metazoa; Cnidaria; Anthozoa; Scleractinia; Pocilloporidae.